Habropoda laboriosa is the source of this 1404-nucleotide messenger RNA. RefSeq names its product tRNA pseudouridine(38/39) synthase. The record is from RefSeq and is a predicted model, not a curated record. Gene Ontology annotation, biological process: tRNA pseudouridine synthesis; mRNA pseudouridine synthesis. The transcript is spliced from 6 exons. NCBI's taxonomy places the organism in Eukaryota, Metazoa, Arthropoda, Insecta, Hymenoptera, Apidae. Gene Ontology annotation, molecular function: RNA binding; pseudouridine synthase activity. Gene Ontology annotation, cellular component: cytoplasm; nucleus. Bases 64 to 1317 code for a protein of 417 amino acids.
CUUUAUAUUGUCUUUAAUAUUUUAUGAUAAUAUUACUAUAUCAUCAUAUUAAAGCAUAAAACUAUGUCAGUUACAUGUAAGGAGAAAAAACAAAAAAUUUUUCAAAAACAAAAGCUUCAUCUGCUUGAUAAAUCGGAAUUGAUAAACAAAAUUAUACAAUUGGAAGAGAAGAACGAGCAACUAGAGGCAAUAGUUAAUGAAGGGAACGUAAAAUUAAAGGAUAGAAAUACCGUUCGUAAGUCAAAAAAGCCGUUUAAUUUUUCAAAGUGCUUUAAAAGGCAUAUACUUUUAAAAUUCUAUUAUCUAGGAUGGGAUUACAAUGGCUUUGUUGUACAAGAGAGUAUUGACAAUACAAUAGAGCAGCAUUUAUUCGCUGCAUUAAUGAAAAGUUGUUGUAUAGAAUCACGUGAAACUUCGAAUUAUCAUAAAUGUGGCAGAACAGACAAGGGUGUCAGUUCAUUUUCACAAGUGAUCUCCUUGGAUGUAAGAAGCGUAUUAAGUGCUGAGAAUCAGUACAAGCUGGAGGAUGAACUUCCAUACUGUAAAAUAUUAAAUAGAUUGCUUCCUUCUAAUAUAAGAUGUAUCGCAUGGUGUCCAGUGCCUAGUGAUUUUUCAGCAAGAUUUAAUUGCAAAUUUCGAAUGUACAAGUAUUUCUUCCCAAGGGGAAAUUUGAAUAUAGAUGCUAUGGACAAAGCUGUUAAAUAUACAAUAGGAGAGCACGAUUUUCGUAAUAUUUGUAAAAUGGAUGUUGGUAAUGGUGUUACCAAUUACAUGAGGACAAUUAUCGAUGCCAAAGUAUCUACAUACUGCCAGAAUUUUAGAAAUGUCCCAGGUUGUGAUAUGUGUCAGUUGAUUAUAACAAGUCAAGCAUUUUUAUGGCACCAGAUCCGCUGUUUAAUGGGCAUUUUAUUACUUGUUGGUCAAGGAAAAGAAAAACCAGAAAUUAUUUUAGAACUUUUGGAUAUUGUAAAUUGUCCUCGAAAACCACAAUACAAUUUAGCACAUGAAUUGCCGUUAAACCUUUGGUACUGUGAAUACGAUAAUAAGGAGUGGUACAUAGAUAAGGAUGAAUUAUUAACUACGAUGAAAAUUCUGCAAAGGGAUUGGUCCUUGAAUACAAUAAAGUCGGUCAUGAUUGAGAAUAUGCUGUCAGAUUUGGAAGAUUUAACGAACUGCAAAGACUUGAAUUUUCAGAGCGAUUGCUUAUUACUUGGUGCACAAUCCAAAGUGUAUCAGUCUUUAAUGAAACGGGUAACCUGUGAAAGCUUAGAGAAAAAAAUAAAGCAUUAUGAAAGUAAACGGAAGAAAAUAGGGUGAUCAAAUUGAAUUCUGAUUUAAUAAAAUUGAAUCAGACCCAAAGCACAUUAUUGUUUAUCUUCAAAAAGUGACAACGAUAAAUAAACG